AUGGGGGGGCUGAAACGGCCGCGGGCGGCUCGGGCCGGGCCCGUGUCGGUGCCGGCCCUGCGGGACUCGGGCUCGGUGCCCCGGGGCUCCAGGGACCUGUCGGUGCCGGCCCUGCGGUUCUCGGUGCCCCUCGCCCACGGCUCACCCUCGGUGCCGCUCCGGCUCUCGGCGCUCAGCAUGUCCCAGGCCACUUACAUCAAGAUGUGGGCAGACACCCAGAGAGAGCUGGACACCAUGCUCCAGAGAGAAAGAGAGGAGUUCCUCGAGCCAGAGGAGGACCGUGAGAAAGCGAUGAAGAUGUUGGCCACUGCCUACAUCCAAUAUCUGGAAAUCUUCCGGAAGCUGGAGGCGGCCCACGACCACCUCAUCCACCAGCAGAAGCGGGCGGCGGUUCGGCAGGUGCUGGAUGGGGUCAUCGGCCGCAUCCUGGAGAUCAAGAAAGAGAUGGUGGCCCUGGAGAACUCGGAGUGUCACUGCCUGGACGGCAUCCUGAUGGAUCUGAAGCGUGUCCCGGAAGACAUAGAAAUACCCAUCCCAAAGUAUUUUGUGAAAGAAAACCUGAGAAUCCUGCAGGAGAGGGAGAAAUACCUGCAUGAGAUUUUGCUGAAUGCUGGUUUGCUAGAGCAGGAACCUGUCACAGCCAUGACACUUGAAGAGGGCAUUAAAGUGAUCCAGGUGGCAGAACGGGCUCGCCAGGGCCGCGCUCGAGCAGCCUUCAUGAGGAGAAUUUACCUUGAAGAGAAAAGACAAAGUAAAAAAGAGGAGCAAGAGAUGGGCAAAAGUCCAGAUGAUGCUGCCACUUGCAUUCAAAAGGUCUGGCGUGGGUACAGCCAGCGCAAGAAAACAGAGAAGCUGAGGGAGGAGGAAAUGGUAUUUCUGGGCAUGAGCCUGCCUCCUGAAUUGGAGGCAAUAAGCAGUUUGCAGAAAGCAAAUGUCCUGCAAGGUGAAGUCCAGGAAAGAGAGGACUUAGACUUCAGGCCUGAGCUGAGGAAAACAGAGGGGCCCCACAUCAAGGAAACCCUCCAGGACCAGAUCACCCAGUGCUUCCUCGAGUGCCGGCAUAUCACAGGCAGGUUUCCUGACUAUCCCCCUGAGAGGACAGGUGGUUCCAAGGCUAUUUUUAUUGAAAAACAUCCAGAGCAGGUCGCUGAAGAGCUGGCUGCCAAAAGGGAGGCAGAGAAAAAAGAGAAGGAGAAGAAUGGGAAAAAAGAGAAACAAGCGGUCAAAGCGAAAAAGCCAGAAAAAGUUGGAAAGCAAGUAGUGGAUCUAAGAUGGAAAAUUGGUCCAAGCAAUUUCCUGUCGAUACUGGAGGAAGGAAGCUCUCAGUACCAAGUCUUUUGGGAGAACAGAGAUAACAGAUGGGAUUUUCUCCAGGAUCAUGACCCGGAGCUGAUCAAAGGAGGGGAACGGGAAGAAGUGGAGGAAGAGAUCAGAGUGCAGGUCGAUGAAGUGAUGCAGGAGAAACUGCUGAAGAUCAAACAGGCUGUGGAUGGAGAGACAGGUCCUCAGAGUAAAGCUGGGAAAGGUGAAAAGGGAAGCAAGACACCUGCGAAGAAAAAGAUACCAGAGCUGGAGAGAGAUCUGACUCCUGACAGGACCAUUGAUUCCCUGUACCAGGAACUUGCAGAAGAAGGAUUGCUCAUCAGAGUCAAGAACGUGAAUCUCUCUGACUACAUUGGUAAAGUACCCCUCUUACAGCAAACGUGGUGUUUGAUCCAACCUCCAGCCAUUCCACCUCCACUCACCCCCAUUUCAGUCAAGCAAGUUCAAGAGUCGCUGCACUUUGAAUACCUAAAGCCAGGCUACUAUGACUGUCUGAGGAACAUCCUCCGUGGGACAGGUGCCCAGCCCAUGCCCUCCAUCCCAGAAGUCAGACAGCUGGUGACACUCUAUGGAAUAUUGCCCUUGGGUUCCCAGAUCGUCCAUGAGAAUGCUCCUUUGGUGAAAUCCCUGUUGCUGGCAGGACCUGCUGGUGUUGGGAAGAAAAUGUUGGUCCAUGCCAUCUGCACAGAAACAGGAGCCAACCUCUUCAACCUCUCUCCUUCCAACAUUGCUGGGAAGUGUCCAGGCAGGGAUGAUGUCAUAAUGAUGCUUCACAUGGUUCUCAAGGUGGGCAAGGAACUGCAGCCUUCAGUCGUGUGGAUUGGAGACACAGAGAAAAUGUUUCCCAAAGGGGCACCGAAGGGAGAAGAAGAGGUGAGUGCCAAACGCCUGGCGAAGUUCCUGCCCCAGUUCCUGAGGGCUCUGAAGCCCAACCACAGGGUGCUGCUCGUGGGGACCACCAGCAAGCCCUACAGUGCCAAUAUGGGACCUUUCUUCAAAGUUUACCAGAAAAUCAUUCUCCUUCCGAAGCCUGACUACCUGACAAGAUUUGCACUCUGGAAGCACUACAUCCUGCAGGCUGGUGGGGCCCUCAGCCAGCAGGUGAACCUCAACUGCCUGGCCCAGGUGUCGGAUGGCUUCACCCAGGGACACGUUGUGGACGUGGUGCACACUGUGCUCACCGAGCUGAGGCUGCUGCAGAUGGCCAGGAAGCCACUGAGGACUGCUGAGUUUGUCACUUCUCUGGCCAGACACGACCCAGUGUACAAAGAGGAGGAGGAAAUGUUUCAGGCCUGGUAUGCCAAGACACCGAUUGGGAAAGCAUGGAGCGCAGCACAGGAAGCAAAGGAAGAAGAAAAAGAAAAAGGAAAGAAAGGAAAAGGGAAAAAGUAA
This is a messenger RNA of Pseudopodoces humilis (Tibetan ground-tit), 2715 nucleotides long. The record is from RefSeq and is a predicted model, not a curated record. Lineage: Eukaryota; Metazoa; Chordata; Aves; Passeriformes; Paridae.